CCUGCCACACAGAAACCAGGAGGCUCUUGCUGUGGAUGGAUCUUGUCUUCAAGCUGCUAUAUCCAUUUGACUUUUAUUUGACUUCUGCUCUUCCUCUCCAAACCCAUGGAGUCAGUUUUGGGGGCUACACUGUUUCUGAUACUAGUGACUGCAUCAGCAGCCCAGAAUGCUUGCAUUUGUGAAACAAAUAAACGGACUAGUUGUACCAGGAACCAAUUUUCUAACUGUGAAUGCACAGCAGUAGGUUCAAAACAGCCAGUGGAUUGUACUACACUAACUUCAAAAUGUCUACUGAUGAGAGCAGAAAUGGUCCCCUCAAGGGUCAGGAACUUCCAUAAGCCAGAAGGUGCCUUUCCGGACAAUGAUGGACUUUACAACCCCGACUGUGAUGACAACGGCAACUUCAAGGCAAGGCAAUGCAAUCAGACAGACACUUGUUGGUGUGUGAACUCUGCUGGAGUAAGGAGAACUGAUAAGGGGGAUAAAAGCAUGAAAUGCAGUGAGCUUGUCAGAACAAACUGGAUCUUCAUUAAUCUGAAGCACAAAGAGAGGGAAGUUCCCUUCUCUGAGCGUGAACUGGCAAAUGGUCUUCAACAGUUCAUUCAGAACCGAUACAAGCUCCAACAAAAUUACAUCACAGCUAUUGAGUAUGACUCCCCAUUCAUCCAUAUUGACUUGAAGCAGAAUGCUACCCAGAAGUCUCAUGAAGAUGUGGAUAUAGCAGAUGUAGCCUAUUACUUUGAAAAAGAUAUAAAGGGUGACUCUGUUUUUUAUCGUGGCAUGUUUAAUGUCUCUGUCAAUGAAGAACCUCUUGAUAUUGAAGAAAUCCUUAUCUACUAUGUUGAUGAAAAACCACCAGAGUUCUCCAUGAAACGCUUGACACCUGGCAUUAUUGCAGUGGUGGUGGUGGUCAUCUUGGCCAUUAUAAUUGGGAUUACUGUGCUUGUGAUUACCAGGAGGCGGAGCUCUGGCAAGUACAAGAAGGUUGAGAUUAAGGAGAUGGGAGAAAUGAGAAGAGGACAAAAUUCAUAGUUGCCUCAAUUUGAAGGCAAGAAUAAGACUUUGGCAUUAAGGAAAUGGAAGGAAGAUGGCAAGAUGAUUCCACAUUUUUUUUUGGAGGGAGGGAAGGUGGGAGUUAGCUUUUAUUUUUUACAUUUGUAAUCAAAUAUAAAGGAAACAGUUUUUUUAGAAAUUCCUAUGACAACAGAUUGGGAGACUGAUAUAGGAAUUUUAGUAUUUUCUUGAAUAUGUUAUUCUAUAGGAUAAAAUUAAUUUGAAAUGAGUACUGAAGUUUCAGAGAGAAGGUCCGUGUAUUGUUCCCUACCUCAGAGUUUCCCUGUUCCAUAAUUAGUUU
Molecule: messenger RNA, 1354 nt
Organism: Heteronotia binoei (common prickly gecko)
Lineage: Eukaryota; Metazoa; Chordata; Lepidosauria; Squamata; Gekkonidae
Gene: TACSTD2
Product: tumor associated calcium signal transducer 2
Exons: 1
Coding region: 106-1032 (308 amino acids)
Cellular component (GO): membrane
Source: RefSeq, a predicted model, not a curated record